Molecule: messenger RNA, 237 nt
Organism: Emericellopsis atlantica
Lineage: Eukaryota; Fungi; Ascomycota; Sordariomycetes; Hypocreales; Bionectriaceae
Exons: 2
Coding region: 1-237 (78 amino acids)
Source: RefSeq, a predicted model, not a curated record
AUGCCUCGCAACGGAGACGGUUCUUCUGACAACGGCCCCAUUGAGGCCACUCACAAUGUCGCCCACGGCGUCCCCGAAGGCAACAAGGACAUUGGUGACAAGGUCGCCCGCGCCGACAAGACUGCCCCUCUCCCCGAGGGCGAGAAGGGCCAGGGUCUCUCUGACAUGCCCGCUUCCGGUGGCCAAAGCCAGGGCAUCAAGGAGGGUGACAACGUGGGACAGGGCAAGGCUCGCUAA